CAACGGCCGUUGUGAGUCUGCGUGAACGCGGCAGUCAGAGCUCGGGCUGUCGUGGGGUGAAGGUGGCGCCCCGGCUGGCGGCGGCCUGAGCCUCUCGGUGAUGCCAAACUCCUCCACUUGUACAGCGUUCAGUUAAUAAAGUGAUUACUAGUUUUUAAAAAAAGUACUCUCGACGUGCAAGUUUCUGAGGCCUUGAGGCAAACUGUUGGAUGUACCAUGUUUACAGCAAACCCAAAAGGAAACCAGCGGCCAAGGCCAGGGCGCAGCAGCAGCUAAACAGCUUGGCCUAUUUGUAGACUUUUCAUGUGAAGACAUGAUUACUGAAGGAGAUGGUGACGAUGGUGAUCUGGAAGCAGAAUUAGCUGAAAUAACUGGAGUGAAGGCAGUCACUAAAUCAAAAUCCAAAGAAAAAAUGCCUUUGCCAAUGGACCAUAUAAAACAAAUGGCUGAAGAAUGCAUGAAGGAUGUGGAUGAAAAUGAUGACGAUGAUGAUGAUUUUGAAAAUGAUGAGGAACUCUUGGCAGAGUUAAAGGACGUGGUUGGGGAUGAGGAGGAAGAAUCUUCAAAUUCAUCUUUUCCCACAGAUACGCCAGUAUCAAUAAAGCAACAAAUUGUAUCUCAGCCUCAGUCAAGUACAGUUUCUAUGGAUGUUAGUGGAUUGCAAGGUACACUGGAAGAACGAAUUCAGAUGUAUAGGGUUGCAAUUAAUAAUGCAAAGCAAACUGGGGAAACCUCAAAAAUGAGAAGAUAUGAACGAGGAUUAAAGACUUUGCAGACAAUGCUGGCUUCUGCAAAGAAAGGUAAAAUGAUAGAGGAAGCAGAAAUUCCUCCCCCAGUGGCCACUGGUAAAAGCAGUGCUCCAGUACUCCAACCUGACAGCUUAAAUGCAGAAAGUUUGGAAGCUGAAAAUGUGGAAGGUAGAGUUGCUGAAAUGCUUGAAGAAACACCAAUAUCAGCAAAACCUGUUGAGACUGUGUUACCUGCGGAGUCUUCUGUGCCAGAAUCUCACAAUGUUCUUGAAAAGCCUGCAACUACCAUUCAGUCAGAGAUCAGUGAUGUGACCACUGCGGCAGUUAGUGAUGAUGGUACAGGGUCUGAUGAUUCAAAGACAAAAGCGUUGUUAAUUGGAAGACAGAAAGAAUAUAAAUUGGCUGCACUGAGAGCAAAGCAACAAGGAGACAUCACAACUGCUCUAGAAUAUGUGAAAAUCAGCAAAAAAUUUGCUAUUGCGAUAAAGGCUUUGCACGAUGGGGAGCCAGUGGAUCUAAGUAAUUUGCCAUCAUCUCUAACAGAUACCUCGACCCAAGACAAAUCACCAGGUCCAUCCAGUACGGUAACUCUUCCUGAUCAGCAAGAAGUAGGUCCUAAAACAGAACCCCAGGGCAACAUAGAAGCAGGCACACCGCCACCGCCCAGAGAUAUUCUGGAAGCUCUACAUCAAAGAAUGGAGAGGUACAAAACAGCAGCAACUCAGGCUAAAGCUAAUGGAAAUGAUCGUAAAGCAAGGAUGCAUGAGAGAAUAGCAAAGCAAUACCAAGAUGCCAUCAGAGCACACAAAGCUGGAAGAAAAGUGGAUUUUGGAGAUCUUCCAGUACCCCCAGGAUUUCCAGCCAUACCAGGAGUGGGAGGAACAUCUGGAGACAUUGGCAUUUCUGGAACACUUCAAGCUGCUUCCAGGCUAGCUGCAGCAGAAGUUGAGGUGGAGGAGGAUGACGACGAGAGUGGAACUCCUCAAUCUGCUGCUCAGCCUCCAGUUGCAAAGAGACCAACAAAACUCCCAGACCAUGUAGCGCAGACAACUCUGACUUUGCCAGCGGCAACGGAGGAAAGGCAAUCCCCGAAACCCAUUAAGAAGCCAUUGUCAAAGGAUCACCUGACUCAGCAAAGUACAAUCGAACAACAACAACUGGAAUUUCUUCAAAAUCGAAAGAAGCAGUACAUGAAAGCUGCUUUGCAGGCAAAACAGAAGGACAACCUGGAACAAGCAAAACAUUUCUUGAGAACUGCCAAAGGCUUUGAUCCACUGAUCCUGGCUGUCCAAAAUGGGAAACCAGUUGAUAUUUCCAAGGUUCCUUCCCCCCCGGAGGAUGAAGAAAGUGACAAUGACUUUAUAAUAGUUCAUCAUAAAGAUGCGCAGAUUUCACCAAAGAUCGACGAAGUAUAUACAUACCUUACAAACAUGCUGAAAGAACAGUAUGAGAAAUGUAUGACAUAUUCCAAGCAAUUUACACACCUUGGCAAUGUGGUUGAGACUACAAAAUUUGAAAAGAUGGCUGUUGAUUGUAAAAAAAAUCUUGAAAUACUUAAACUUGGGCAAGCUCAAGGCUUGGAUCCACCAAAAUACCACUUUGAGGAGAGGACAUUUAAAACUGUAAGGAUAUUUUCAGACAUCAGUAGUACUGAAAUGUUUCUCUUCAUUGUAAAAGGAAUAAAUCUCCCUGCUCCUUCAGGUGUGGCUGCACAUGACCUUGAUGCAUUUGUAAAGUUUGAAUUUCAGUAUCCUAGUACAGAGCAAGCCCAACGAAACAAAACGGCUGUGAUAAAGAAUACCAAUUGUCCAGAAUAUAAUGAGAGUUUUGUGCUCAAUAUUAACAGAAAUCAUCGUGGGUUUAAACGAGUAAUUCAAACCAAAGGAAUUAAGUUUGAAGUAUUUCAUAAGGGUGGAUUUUUCAGGAGUGACAAACCAGUUGGAACUGCACAGCUGAAACUGGACAAGCUAGAAACUGAAUGUGAGGUCAGAGAAAUCGUGGAGAUUUUUGAUGGCAGAAAGUCAACCGGUGGUCGGUUGGAACUGAAAGUUAAGAUCAGAGAACCACUCAAUGGUCAAGAUAUGCAAACUACAACAGAAAACUGGCUGAUUCUAGAUCCAACCACCCGGUGAGAACAUACAGGUCAAAUCAUGACAUCUAUGCACCUCUCGCCUGCUACGGAAAGGAACAGAAUAUACAAGUAUGAAUUGCUGCUAUUGGGAAUGCCAAUAUAUGCAUACAAAGCCAAAGAUGAUAUGAAAUACACAAUGCUGUAUUUCAUUACUAAUUUGAAAAUACAAAGCUACUAGUAAUGUAAUGAGUCAGCAAAGGAAUGUAGAAAAAUAUUAUGAAAAAUAAAUUAUUGAUAAACUUGCUGCAUUUUAAAAAGUUAUAACUUGUCUCCUUGUAUUUUAGUACCUAGAAUCACAAAGCACUUUAGAUUUUCAGACAAGAUGGUAAAUGAGUUAUAUUUCUCUUUCAGUUAGUCUGUUUUGAAAACUGUCUGGAAGCAGAAGUGAAAGGAAAAUGUGUUUAAAAUAUUAAUUUGACUUUUAUUCGGUUAUUGAGAGAGCCUUUGCGUACUCAAAUUUCCUCUAAGUGAGGAUGUCUGUUUCCAUUAUGUUAACAAUUUAUUUUUGUUCUGAUAAUCUUAAAAUCAGGUAUUAUAACAUAAUAUACUGAAAUUUACAUCAGUGUAGUUAUCAGCUGUUAAUCUAAUACAAAGCCAGGUUUAAUUACAUCUUGGUUCAUUUGCAUUUUAAAAUACAUAAACAAGACUAAUAAUUCUAGUUGUUAAAGCAUUCCUCUUGGCAGUCCCCUCAGAAUUAAGGAAGACUUGUUUUCACUUCAGUUCCAUGGACUCAUGGUGCAGGAGAUGAUUGACAUGGUAGAAAAUGCACUCGGAACAUAACAGCUGGGGUGUGAAGCUCCACAUGUGAAUCCUAGCACCUAAGCUUUGGUAUUGCUAAGCAAGGUAGAAAAGAGUGUAACAAGUUUUUAAUUCUCAGUCAGAGGAUGUGGUUGCACAGAAUUUACAUUUGUUGCUCAUCCCAGCACUUAGAAACUGAAUGGCUCUGUAGAUUCUAAUUAAAUUCCUAUCAAAUCUAUUUCAACAUAUGAGAAUUAGUUUAAGUACUAGAAGUAGCUAAGAGUAGUUUUAUGGAUUGUUGGUAUUUUCAAAUAAUCAAUACAAGGUUCUUAUUUUUACAUGUGAACUUAAAGCUGUUAUACUUAUAUACAUUGUAUUUUGGUUAAUGCAUCCUUUCAGUGCGCAAAAAUUUAAGAGGGUCAAUUUAAAUUAUUUUUGAGGUAUUAAUUAACAAAAGUGAAUUUGGUGUCUACAAGUACACUGAAACAUUGGCUCUUAGCCAAUAGGUAACUAGUUAGAACUUGAUUUAAACCACAAAAAAAUGUGAAUACUGCUUUGUGCAGACCUUUCAGAAAUUGCAUAAGUGAAGUGAUGAGAACUGACUAUUUAGCUUACCAUAUCAAAAGGGAAAUUGUAUGGUUAAUACCCAAAACCUUUCAUCAGAACUGGAAAAGUGAGAAAACAAGUGUUUUAAAUUGUAGUGGAGUGGAGAGAAUAAAAGGAAUGUCUAUAAUAGGAUGGAGACCAGAAAGAAUGUUAAGUUUCUUAAAGAUAGACACCACCAAGUCAUUCUAGAGCAGCUGAAGCAACAUAAAUUUGACAAGCAAAAGACCAGACACCUGCUGUGAAAAUUUACCUUUUAAUGGUGGGCAAGGAGGGGGAGAAGCAAAUGAAUCUUAUUUUUGAGAACUGUCACCAAUAAAGCAGAAAGAGGCCCUGUUUACAUUAGAUGGGGCAUCAGUUCUGAUGGAAGGUCAUGGACCUAGACUAUGAACUGUUUGUCUGCAUCGAUGAGCAUUCCAGCACUUAUGUCAAAUUUCCAAUUUGUGGCAUUGUCCAUGUGCAACACAACAUGCUCAAAGGACAGUGUUUAUUUCUUCCUCUUUACUGAUUUGAAUUGAAUUAAUGAAUAACAACUUUCUAAUUUUAAAAAAGGUACAAAAAACUUUAUAGUGCAAGCUUACCCUGUUCUCACUCAUACCUGUUGCAUACAAGUUUUCAGAAUACAGUUAACAAAAAGACAUACAGGAUUUAUGCAAGAAUACUUUAUUGCUGUUGUGUAUUUAAUGUGAUAAAUACUUAAUUGGUAUUCAGAGGUUUUAUUAGGAAACCAUUUAUUUGUAACCAGUUUCUAAAGUGCACAUUUGACUACUGCCAAUAGAAAAACUAAAAGGAAAUGAAACAGCAUUUCACCUAGAUGUACAAUGAUUCUGUACGUCUUAUAUGCAAGGUAAAACCACAUUUCCACUCAGUGAUAUACAGUUGAAGGAAAGAGGCUGAACUAAGCUAAUAACAUUUACUGAUUCUUAAAAAGCCAAUACUACAGUUGUUUUUAAAUAAAGGAAACAUUUAUUUACCUUAUAUUAACUAUUCUUGAAUCGCAAAUGUUUCUAAAUGCAAGAAAACAAAUAUACAGUGUAUUUGGCUUUUAAACAACCACAUUUUACAUUUACUUACAGGAGUUCAUUUGCCCGAGAUUCUGCUUAAUUCUGGCACCAAGGAUACUUUCCUCUAUUUGGAGACUGCCCAUAAUAGCCCAAUUGAAGCAGAUUCUUUUCAUGAAGGCUUUAAAAAACUAAUCCCUGUAUAUAUGAACAGUAUUACCUGAGGUGCCCAUGCACCAGCAAAUACAAUUAAUACAGCUGAUACGAAAUGCAGUAUGGCUGAGAAAGUCAUUAAAAGUUUUUUAGAAUAAUUUGUUUAUACACUACCUUUAUUUCAUGGCUAGAGAUUACCACAAUGUCCCAUUAUGUGGUUUACAAGGCAUAGGUUAAGUGCUUCAAAACUUCAGACAUACAUUAUAUACAACCUAAAUAUAUUAACUGCUGAUUGUGUCAGGGAAGUAGUGAUACUGAGGUCAAAGUAUUUCUAUAUUCUCAUGUGACAGUGUCAUUAUAACCAUGUGUACUUAUUUUAUUUCAAAUUGAAAACUAGCCUCAGAAUCCUGAAGAAUGAUGCUGUCAAUUCAGACAAUGUAAACUAGUAGAAAUCAAAAUUCAUUCAUGCUUCAGAACAGCUUCAGUCGACCAAAAGAAUAAGU
Pristis pectinata (smalltooth sawfish) is the source of this 5878-nucleotide messenger RNA. RefSeq names its product coiled-coil and C2 domain containing 1B (gene cc2d1b). The coding region runs from base 314 to 2881 and encodes 855 amino acids. Gene Ontology annotation, cellular component: nucleus. Lineage: Eukaryota; Metazoa; Chordata; Chondrichthyes; Rhinopristiformes; Pristidae. The record is from RefSeq and is a predicted model, not a curated record. Gene Ontology annotation, molecular function: RNA polymerase II cis-regulatory region sequence-specific DNA binding; DNA-binding transcription repressor activity, RNA polymerase II-specific. Gene Ontology annotation, biological process: regulation of transcription by RNA polymerase II. The transcript is spliced from 24 exons.